GAAGCAAAAGGAUGAAGACCGCUGUCUGUUUGUCAGUCUUCCUCAUGGUUUUGUUCCAGCUGUCCCGUGCUGUGACUGUAAUGGAGGGAGACCUUGAGUUCUCUCUGGAGUCAGUGAAGGCACUGGGGGCUCUGAUAACCAGAGAUGUUGCGUCAGCUAAGCAGGAGCUCCAGCUGGUGGAGGUCAAAGCAGCUGCUGUGUGUUCUCACCCCGCUCUGCCUAAAGACUUCAAAGCUCUGUGUCUGAGGAAAGAUGCUGGAGCAUCUCUGGCCAGACUAGCGUUGGUGGCUUCCCACUAUGAUGCCUGUGAGAUCUGUGAAUCUGUUGCCUGCACUGGCAGUUGAAAGGGAAACUUGCAUAAUGGCGUCAUCUUUCACAGAAUGAUAUCUCUAAAAUCAAGCAAAGGAAAUCAUUGAUUAUACUGUGUAUUUCCCAUUCUAUACACGUGGUCAACUUUUGUACAUCUGGUGAAAGCUUUAAAAUAGUGUUCCAUGGUUUGUUGUUGAAAUCUCAAUAAAAUAUCAGAAAAUCACAAAA
Molecule: messenger RNA, 537 nt
Organism: Dicentrarchus labrax (European seabass)
Lineage: Eukaryota; Metazoa; Chordata; Actinopteri; Moronidae
Product: guanylate cyclase activator 2B-like
Exons: 3
Coding region: 12-344 (110 amino acids)
Cellular component (GO): extracellular region
Molecular function (GO): guanylate cyclase activator activity
Source: RefSeq, a predicted model, not a curated record